AAACCCCAAGUCAUUUCUGCGCUCAGAACUGCUCCCAAGCGCGGUUAGCGGCAACUUCGCGACGUGCCAACCAUGGGGCUGCACAUGCCAUCGCACGCCCUCACUGCGCGCCUCCCGGUAUUUACGGACGCGUGUCUGUUCGGUCUAAGAGUGACCUUUAUAUCCCCUUUGCGCACUGCUGCGCGCCCUCUGACGCUUGCCGCUCCGCCUUGCGCGCAAUCCUCCUGUGCGCCGAGCGUGCGACCUCAUGCACACGCGGGCACGGCGCAGGCGGAUGCUGGGCGAGCGGAGUCGGCGACAGGCGCCGUGCGCGCGGCGGGAGGCGACAGUGAUGGUGCGGUAGGGAGAGGCGCGAGAGAAGCGCCGGCGCGGGAAAGAGAAGCGCCGGCGGAAUCCGAGCGGAGGUCGGAGUCACGCGGCGAGGGCUUCGCGUCGUUGGGGCUGCCGGCGGCGCUGUCGUCGCGCGUGGCGGCGCUGGGGCUGCGCGACCCCACCGACAUCCAACGCCAAGCCGUGCCCGCCCUCUUGCAAGGCGCGGACGGCGUGCUGCAGUCGUACACGGGGUCGGGCAAGACGCUCGCGUACCUGCUGCCCAUCCUCGCCGCCGUGGGGCCGCUCAGCGCGCCCUCUGAUGGGGGCCAGGAGGGCGCGGGCAAGGGAAAGGGGAGCAAGAAGGGCAGCGCGGGGGUAGGGGGAGGGGGAGGGGGAGGGGGAGUGGAGGCGGUGGUGGUGGCGCCGUCACGGGAGCUGGCAAUGCAGAUAGUGCGCGAGGCGGAGCGAGUGCUGGGGGAGGAGCACAAGCGCUGUGUGCAGCAGCUGAUCGGCGGGGCGAACCCGCACCGGCAGGAGGAGGCGCUGAAGAAGCACCGGCCGCUUAUCGUGGUGGGCACGCCCGGCCGCAUCGCCGAGAGCAGCCGCGCGGGGCGGCUGGCAACGCACGGGUGCCGGUUCCUGGUGCUGGACGAGGCGGACAUGCUGCUGAGCCACCGCUUCCGCAUGGACAUGCUACGCAUCCUCGACCACGUGGGCACACGCAAAUACCUUCACCCACCUGCGCCCACCAGCACCAGCACCAGCAGUGCACAGCCGUCAUCAGCGGGUGCCACCAGGGCGCGGGCGGAGCGGCAGCUGGUGAUGGUGUCGGCCACAGUGCCGCGGCCCGUGCUGGAGGCGGCGUGCAAGUGGGGCGUGGACCCCCUGCUCCUGCAGCAAGACGCCGUGCGCCCCAUCGACGGCCGAACUACCGCCGCCGCCGCUGCUGCUGCUGCAAGUGGCAGCUCGCCUGCCACUGGCCUGCUUCCGGUUCCUUCACACGGGGCGCUCGUGAUUCCGCCGCAGGCAGCAGGGGUGGCAGGAGGGCUGCUGUCGUCGCUGGGGCGGGGUGGUGUGGAGGCGCCGGUUGUGGCGCUGGGAGACAGCCUGCCGCCCAACCUGGAGCACUGCUACAUAGUGGUGAACAGCCGGCACCGCGUGGACGUGGUGCGGCGCUGUGUGCGUGCACUGGCGGCGCGCUCCGCCAUCGUCUUCAUGAACUUCGCCCGCCGCCUCUCCGACGUGCAGCACAAGCUGGAGGCCAGGGGGCUGUCCGCCGCCGCGCUACACGGCAACAUCUCCAAGCUCGCCCGCACCAACAUCAUGGCCUCCUUCAGGGAGGGCGGGGUGCGCGUGCUGCUGGCGACGGAGGUGGGGGCGCGCGGGCUGGACGUGGUGGAGUGCGAUCUGGUGGUCAACCUCGAGCUGCCCGCCUCGCCCGCGCACUACGCGCACCGCGCCGGCCGCACAGGGCGCCUGGGGCGGCGCGGCGUGGUGGUGUCGGUGUGUGAGGAGCGCGAGGAGUUUGUGGUGCUGCGUGUGGCGCGCGAGCUAGGUGUGCAGAUGGCGCGCGUGGAGCUGGUGGAGGGCGCCAUUGUACCGUACGAGGGCCGCAUGAAGUACUGACGGCUCGCGGCCGACCGUCACACCUGGGGGGAAGUUAUUUUGCCUCUUGCCGCCACAGCUUUAGUAGAUGCAAGCACUGCAAUAUGUUGAGAUGAACUUUCUGUCAACAAAUAUAAUUGUCUAUGCUAGGUACAGUAUAUUUGUUAUAGCCUUAGUUAGGUCAGUUCUUAGAGGGUACAUUCCCACCUUUGUAACCCUUAGCCUUCCUCCCUUAGUCCAAUUUUCUCUGGACAUUCUUGUUGGGCUGAGAAAAAGCCCUUAGGAUCUUUCCAGAGACUAAGUCCCAGUUGUAAAAGGA
Closterium sp. NIES-67 is the source of this 2236-nucleotide messenger RNA. Lineage: Eukaryota; Viridiplantae; Streptophyta; Zygnematophyceae; Desmidiales; Closteriaceae. The record is from the annotation of a GenBank genome assembly.